UCUCCCCCCACCUCCUCCCGCACUGAUACCCUCACCGAUGGAGGACGCCGCUGUGCGCGUGUUCGACCUCUUCGAUCUCUACUGGUUCCGCCAACAAAUCCUCCUCCCACCUCCUACCCCUUCACCGCCGCCGCCUGCGCCACCGAUGAACCCGCAGCCUCGCCUGCCUCUCCUCCUCCGGCGCCACUGUCGCGCCCUCAGUAACGGGUCAGCCCCCGCCCCCUCUGCCUCUCUCUCCAUCCAACCGCCUCGCCGAAUCCCCAUCCCCUCCGGGAAGGAGGCCCCUCCGAAGGCCCUCUUACCCCCGGCGCCGCUCGCCGACUGCGCCGUCGACGGCAAUAGCGACGGCGAGCGUAGGCAGAGGGGGAGGAGGCUGAGGAGGACGAAGAGCAAGAGCUUGACGGACCUGGAGUUCAAGGAGCUCAAGGGGCUCAUCGAUCUGGGCUUCGCCUUCUCCCACGAGGAGAACGACCCUCGAUUGCUGAAGAUCGUGCCGGGCCUGAGGAGGAGCAGGGCCGGGGGAGGACCGGGAACUGCCUCCCUCGCCAGGCCUUACCUGUCGGAGGCGUGGGAGGCGAGGCCGGAGGUGGAUCUGCUGAACAAUUGGCGAUUUCAGCCUCCCAGCGGCGGCGGUGUGAGCAUGAAGGAUCAGUUGAGGAGUUGGGCGCACGCGGUCGCAUCCACCGUCGUCCGAUGAAGGUUCUCUAGCCAUCAGGACCGUUCAAAUUUAGUGUUGCGAUAUCCCUACUGUUGUUUUUGAAUGCUAUGAGAUGCCAUUUCAAUUAAGAAAGAACUGUAUAAAAGUGAAUUGUAUGCAUUUAUUUAAAUAUUGAAUAUUUAAAAUUACACUUUGUUUA
Zingiber officinale is the source of this 857-nucleotide messenger RNA. RefSeq names its product gametogenetin-like. NCBI's taxonomy places the organism in Eukaryota, Viridiplantae, Streptophyta, Magnoliopsida, Zingiberales, Zingiberaceae. The transcript has a single exon. The coding region runs from base 38 to 697 and encodes 219 amino acids. The record is from RefSeq and is a predicted model, not a curated record.